AACACGAGUAGGAAACCCUAUCAGUCCCUCUUUCCUUUUGCUGUCCGCAAGCAAGAUGCCAGGCGUCACAGUAAAAGACGUGAACCAGCAGGAAUUCGUCCGCGCACUGGCGGCCUUUCUUAAAAAGUCAGGAAAGGUGAAGGUGCCUGACUGGGUGGACAUUGUGAAGCUGGCCAGGUUCAAGGAGCUGGCUCCCUUCGAUGACAACUGGUUCUACAUCAGAGCUGCCUCCACAGCACGUCACUUGUACCUGCGUGGCGGCGUUGGUGUGGGUUCCAUGACCAAGAUCUACGGUGGUCGCAAGAGGAACGGCGUGUGCCCAUCCCACUUCAGCCGCGGCUCCAAGAACGUGGCCCGCAAGGUGCUGCAGUCCCUCGAGUCCCUCAAGAUGGUGGAGAAGGACCCCAACGGUGGCCGUAGACUGACCUCCCAGGGCACCAGAGACCUGGACCGCAUUGCUGGCCAGGUGAGGUCGUUUGAUGGUCUCGGCGCUAAACAAGAAGCAGCAGCAGCAGCAGCAGUUGCAGCCGUUGCAGCCGUUGUAGAAGUAAAAUAAAUGACCUUUUUGAGAAACUUGA
Molecule: messenger RNA, 578 nt
Organism: Clupea harengus (Atlantic herring)
Lineage: Eukaryota; Metazoa; Chordata; Actinopteri; Clupeiformes; Clupeidae
Gene: rps19
Product: ribosomal protein S19
Biological process (GO): ribosomal small subunit assembly; translation
Cellular component (GO): ribosome; cytosolic small ribosomal subunit
Molecular function (GO): structural constituent of ribosome; RNA binding
Source: RefSeq, a predicted model, not a curated record